Molecule: messenger RNA, 378 nt
Organism: Aspergillus neoniger CBS 115656
Lineage: Eukaryota; Fungi; Ascomycota; Eurotiomycetes; Eurotiales; Aspergillaceae
Exons: 3
Coding region: 1-378 (125 amino acids)
Source: RefSeq, a predicted model, not a curated record
AUGCCUGCCAUUUCCAAUAGCGUUAGCCCAUCCAUGCCAGGACCAUGGUGGACCGCCAUGGUCAGUUAUGUUGUCGCUACGUGCUUGACUGCUCUUCUCUUUGGUAUCUUGAUCUGGUGGUACUUUUCCAUUCGGACUAGAAAACCAAUUGUUGAGUUUUCUAUAAGUCGACAAGCCGAUACGGCACAAGAACUCCAAGAACUGGCGGGCUGGACCCCUCCUGGCAGUAGUACCGCGGGCCACAAGGAACACACCGAAACUGAAAAUUUGGGAUCAAACGGUGAUGAUGGAAAUGGUGAAGGCACAAGCAAAGUCGAAGCAGGCAGUCGUGAAGAGGAUUCCCGACUUGGAAAAAAAGCCAUGAAAAUCUCGUGUUAA